AUGAUAAUUAAAUAUGGUUUUACUGCAACAGGUAGAAGAAUAAAUAAAAUACUUAAAGAUGUUGAUAAAGAUUAUUCAAAAGUGUUUAAAUAUCAACUCUAGAAAAUGAAGAUAAAGGAUAUGUCUAAAAAGUAUAUCAAUAUAUAAGAUUCAUAAUAAAAAAUAGAACAUUUAACUAAACCACAUAAUCUCAAUAAAUAUAUUAAAUAGUAAUUUAAAAAGUCAAUUGAUAAAGUAAUAGAAAAGGAAGUAAGUAGAAUAUAAAGAUAAGAAGUAGAAGAUAAAAAAUUGAAAUGGGUAGAAAAUGCAUAUAUGACAGAAGAAGUGAAAAAAUUUGAAAAAUUAUUAUUUCAAAAAAAUGAACGUCUAAGACUUAUCAGAUAAGAAGAGAAUAGAGUACAUAAUCAUUUACCUCAUUAAUAUUUGUAAGAAUAAGGUGAAAUUGAAUAUUUGUAAUUGAAUUCGCAACAUUAAUAAUAUAAAACAACAUUAAAUUAAUUGCAUAAUUAAAGAAUUACAGAAAUGAGAGAAAAUAUAAACAAUCCAUAUGGAUUAUUAAUAAAAAGUUAAUUAUUAGUAUAAUAUCCAAAUUUAAAAUAAAUAAUUGAAUCUCAUUUACCAAAACUUGAGAAUACUCAUAUUGAUGAAUUUGUAGAAGAAUUAAAAUCAAAAGUUGAUUCAAGUACUAGUCUAAUUGAUUGGGAUUCUGUUAAAUAAUUCUAUAUAGGAAUGUAAUAAUAAAGAGAUAAUUCUUUAAUUGUAUUCUCUUAACAUUAAUCAAGUGUAAAUGUUAUACAUGAUUACUAAAAUUAUUUGAUGGAUAAAUUUUAUAAUAAUUCACUUUAAAUGAGAACAAAAGGAUAAAUUUAAUUUGCUGAUCUUACAGAAGAAGAAUGUGUUAGAUAUAUUAAAUAUGAUAUAAGUACUCCUGAAAUUUUAAUGAGAUUGGUUUCAACUAUGGAUUAAAUUCCUGAUCAAUUUACUCCUAAAAUUGCAUCAUCAAUCUUACAAAAACUAGUAGUUGUUAAAAAAGAUAAUUUAGCACUUUUAGCUGAUGAUAGAUACAGAGCCUUAUUGAAUUAUAUUGCUAGAAGUGAAUACGAUGAUCAAACUUUAUCAUAAACUAUUUUAGCAUUAAGUCUCUUAUAACCUAAAUCAAUACAAACUGUCUAUGAUAAAUUAUCAUAUCAUUUAUAUGAUAAUUUAGCAAUUCAACUUAUUCCAAGAAUUAAAUAAUUAUCUAAUUCUUAAUUUUCAAUGAUUGUAAGGAAUUUUCAUUCAUUGCCAUUAUCAAAAAAUCUAUAACUCUAAAACCUUUUAGUUUAAGAUAUCAUAAAAAAUAGAAUUAAUAAUAAUUUAAGUGUUUAUGAAGCUGAAUCAUUUAUAUCAUUCUUAUCAAGACCUUUAAUGAAUGAUUAAAAUUUAAGUAUUGUUGUGUAUAAUUUAACUCAAACUCUAUUAUGUUAACCCAAUUCAAUCUUAGAUAUUGAUCAAGAUACUCUAGUAAUAUUGUCUUCUACUCUUUUAAAAUUAGAUGAUAAUAAAUAAAUUUCAUCAUUAUUAAAAAGUAAUUCAAAAAAUCUUUAAUCAGCAAUAGAAUCUUGUGAAUGUAAACAUUUAGCUUAAUUUUCUUUGCUUUUAUCCAAAUUAGAUAUACAUAGAAGUCAUGAUUUAGUUUAAUAAACUAAAAAGAGAUUUGUUGAAAUUAUUACUUAUAGGAAAAAGGAAUAAGAUGAAUUUGAUAUAGCUAUGACUAUAUCAUCUUUAAGUCAAAUAGAUAUCAAAAUGAUGUAUCCUAUUAGAAGAGUAAAUGAAGUGAUAUUGUUACAAACUGUAUUUAAUAGGUAUCCUUAUAGUUACAAAUCAGCUAAUCAUGUUCCAUAUGAAAAAUUAAUCAAUCUAUUAUAAUCAUAUGAUAAAAUGUUUACAGAGAAAAGUUUGAUUAUAAUAUUUCACAGUUUAAUAACUAUUGGUCAUAUACAUAAAGAUGCAUUCUUAUAAUCACUUUAAUAAGUCUAAGAUACAUAAUACUUAUUCCCAUUAUUAAUACAAUUAAAUACAUUAGAUCACAAUUUAGAUUAAGUUAUUUCAAAAUUUAAUUAAUAAUCCAAUCCAUCUAUUUAAGGAGUUCUUUUCUAUUUAUAAGCUAUGUUCUAUUUUAAUAAAUUAUAAGUUUCUGAUUUAGAAAAAGUUGAUCCAACAAAAAUUUAAGAAUUAGAUCAAACUAGUAGAUGUUUUUUGAUGAUGCUUAUUACUUCACUUCCAAAAUGUGAGAUUGGAUAAUAGAUAUAUAAUGAAUUAAUUCUUGCUUUAGAUCCAUAAUAUAUAGAAUAAAAAUAUUUAUUAUUAUUAUCUAGAAUAUAAUGUGAUCAUCAAUAAGGGGAAUUAUAAUUAUUACUUACAUAAAUGAGAUAAUAAGCUACUUAAAGAAAUAGUGAAAUUGGAAUUGAAAAGUAUUUACCUUAAUAAGUUAUAUAAUAAGUAGCUGACUUAUUUGUUAAACAAGGUCAUUAAGUAUAAAAGAAUGUUUUAUUUCCCUUAUUCUAAUCUGAUUUAUUGAUUGAUAAUAAGAUUGCCUUCUAAUUCAUUUCUGUUAAUGAAAUGAUAGAUUGUGGAGGUUAAUUCUAAUUUACUGGAAUAUAAAAACUAUUAAGAAGAAGAACUAAUGUUAAUUAUAUUAUUUAUGAAGAAUUUAUUAGAAGUCAAGAUCAAUUUUAGUAUCUAAAAUAAUUUUUAUGA
Messenger RNA from Paramecium pentaurelia, 2739 nucleotides. Lineage: Eukaryota; Ciliophora; Oligohymenophorea; Peniculida; Parameciidae. The record is from the annotation of a GenBank genome assembly.